GGAAGGAGAGUGCAGCUGGGAAUUUUUUGCCUGAAGCGAAACAGACCAGAGCUCUGUGGCAAAAGAAGCAGCGAUAGAGUAGGGAAGAGGAAAAGAGGAAGGAAAUAGAGAGGUAGAAAAGAGGAUAAAAGUUUAAAGAAGGGAUGAUGAGAAAGGAGGGAUUUGUGGGAGAUUUGAUGAGAUGAGGGAGGAGUGAGAGUGAGUGAGGAGGAGAGUGGAAGAUGACAGAGGGAAGGGGAUCCUGUCUGUUUGCCGUCUUGGAAGAAAAGCAAUGUCAAGGCAAGUUGCACACUCACACACACAAACCUUUAAAUCUGCUCUUGUGUAUUCACAAUCUUUCUGCAAGAAAGUGCAAAGAAAAACAGCAAAAAACACUCUGCACCAACUUCACUCUCAAUCCACAAACCCGACAUUUGAUGUCUGUUUACAUACCUGCAUACACACACCCUCAGUGUACUCUCUCUCUCUCUCUCUCUCUCUCUCUCUCUCUCUCGCUCACUCACUCACUCACUCCCUCCCGCUCUCUCUCUCUCUCACUCUGCCGUCUUCUCCCUCCAGCAGCAGGUCCCUGGAAGCAGCCAAACUGUCAGUGACUGUUGCGAACACAUGCUCGCUCUCAACUCGGCUCUUUUGCUGCCAAGGAAGGAGGAGGAGGAAGAGGAAGAAGAGGAGGAGGAGGAGGAGGAGAAGAAGCGAAGCUGGAAGGGAUUGACAGAUAGAGAAGAGAAAGAGGGAGACUUGGACCAACCUCUGACUGCUUCACUUCAAGUCUGGCUGAGAGUGUGAGAGACCAGAGGCGGACAACCAGUGAUGCUUUAGCAUCCAGGACAUAGUCAGGACCAUCUACAGCUUUUUUUUUUUUCUUUUUCCCUUUUUCUUCUUUAGUUUUGAUGAUGAGGAGGGACCGGAUCUUCUUAGCCACGAUCCUCACUGCCAUCUUCUCUGCUGACCUCUACUUCAUCCUGCUGCCAAAGCUGAGGAGCAGGGGGCACAAAUCAGGACACCUUUGCUCAUGUGGUCCCACAAACUUCACCCUCCCCAAGCUCGGGGGUCUUGCCUCCCCACAGCUCUCAAACUGGACAUCUGGUCCACCACUGGAUGUCACCACAUCUGGAUUCGACGAUGGCAUCUCAAAGCUGGAAAAGCUGUUUUCCCAUCCACUGUACAACAUCCAGACUCCACUGCUGGGGCCGGAGGAGAGGCUGCUGCAGGCGGAGCAGCUGAUGGAGUAUUACAGGAGGAAGGUGUCACGCUGGGAAAGGUCAGAUUGUGGUGCCACUUUUCUAAAGUUUAAAAUCACAUCCAGACUUAGCUACAUUUAUCCACAGUGCAGUUUCUUUUGUGACCGCAUGUGACUUUCUUCUCUGAUGUUACUCAACUUAAUUUGGGAAAGAGAAAAGCACGUGUCGGGGCUUGACUGUGUUCAAAGGGCAGGGUCACUGACUUGACAGACAAACACGCCAUCUGCGCACGUAAACACACUCUGAUAACAGCAUUACACCCACAUUCAAAUGUCAGGAUGUGUUAAGACUAUUUUGUGCGUCAUAAAAAGCCUAAAUGCCGUGUAAAAAAAACAACCCCAGAGUAAGUCAUCCCUGGGAGCUCACGUCUGGAGCACGCACUUUAAGGUAAACAGCGAUUUAAAGCUGCUAAAGCUUGUAUUACGCUGUGGGAGCCGCUGCUGUUUUGGCUUGCGAGGCAGUCUGUGGAUGCCGCACACAGUGAGAUACACAUUUUGGGCUCUUACGUUGGAAAACUGGAAGAAAUAUGAGGAUUGGAUGUGCUCUCUGCUGUGCACAAACACAAUGGAUAACCCGAAGGCUUGUUUAAGGGUUGCAAUAUGUUGCAACACCAUCCUGACACCAACAUUUUUGGAGAUUUUUAUGUUAGCGGCUGCUCCAACAUAACUAAAACUUAUUUCCACAUAAAACCUGAAAACAUUCUUUAUCACCUCCUGAUGAUCAAUCAUGAAAAGCUUCAAUCUGGUAAACAUCCACCACUCUGCUCUCUGACUCUGCUCUUUGAGUUCUACAUUUAUCCUGAUUACUCUCAUCCCGCAUUUGGCCUUUGACCUUUAAACAUAUUCGUAUUUUUAUCCCUUCUUUUGGUGCUUUAUUCAGCCUGUGAUGGAGUUUGUUUUAGGAGAUGACCAUCCUACUCAGUGCGGUUGGCUCUGGCGAUGUGGGCGCGCUCUCUAACCACAGCCUUAUUUGUUUUGGUCUCAGAUUAUUCCUCCUCUCGGGCUGUAAGUAUAGCUCAGAGUAGAGGAGAGGAGGCUGUGGAAAUUUAAAGAUGUGUUACAGCUGCUUUUGAGACAAUAGAGACCUGGUAGGGUGACCAAUAACAUUAGACAUGUGAAUGACAUACUUGGCCACAGGCGAGUAUUUUGUAAGUUUGAAUUAAAUAAAUAUCUGUUUCCUUUGCUGUAACUUUUACAUGUUUUUUUAAAUGGUGGAAGAAAACCUGUUGGAUUCUCUCUGCCAUGCAAGUGCUCUGUAGUCCUUCCAAAAUAAAAUACUGCCUCUAAAAAGAGUAAAUUUUUUUUGUAUGUCAAGCAGUCCAAGUGUAUCUAGACCACAGCCAAAGCCCUGGUCUUUCUCAGUCAGAGUAUUCACAGGAACUCUGAAGAAGAGAAAACGUAUGAGAACAUUUUUCGUAUAUCAGAACGUUUUCUUAAAGUGUUUCUCUGCCUCCUUAGACAUAUGAAGAUUUACACCCAAGCAGCAGCUUUGUCCAACAUCACUGUGACCCAGCAUGACGUGACUUUUGACCCAGAUGCCACCUGGGUGAAGUUCCACCUGGGAAUCAACCGUUACGCUCUGUAUUCACGAGAUGACCCGUCCAUCCCAAAACUCCUCAAAGAGAUGCAGAGCAUGACGGUCAUCGGUGCAGGUAAAAGAGGAUACAUAAGGUGACAGAAGUGGUAAAAAAUAGAAGUACAGUUCCUUCAAGAAAAAAAUAAAUCUGAUAAAAACACAAGAAAAUCUACUUUUUUAAAAGUGGUGAUGAAGGAUCUGAAAUAAACUCACAGGACAAAAAUGAAAAGUAGAACUCUGAGGGACAUUUCUACCGGCUGAUUCUUCAUAAAGCUCAUUUAGACGCAGAAACCAUCAAACAUGUCUUUCUCAUUCAGCUUUAUUUUCAAUUCUCGUUCCUCUGCAUGCCAAUAAAAUCUGUCUAUUCAGGUGGACCACCAUUAAAAACAUGAAAACUCAUUGGGUUGAUCAGUAAAGUUCCUGGAAAAAUGGAUUGUAACACAGAAAAGUUAGAUCUUGUCACAGCCUUCUCCUCAGGAUUGACAGAUGCAGACCAACUGGUUUGGUUUGAACUUUUCUUACUGUGAUACCUGCAGUCUUGGACCAAUCAGGAGGAAACUUGGAAAUCAGAGCCAUCUACACUCAAGUGAACUCUCUCUUCUCUCACCUUAAGUUAAAAAUGUAAAUGUCAAUUUUUUUAACAGGACUGUUCAAAAUUUUAAAAACGAGGAUCAAGGACACAUUAAAGGACGGAGAAAGCAAAGUUUGAACAUUACUUUGAUUGAUUUACGAUUUUAUAAGACUAACCCUAACCCUAAUUUUAUGAGAAUGACGUCUUAAAUACUGAAGAUGGUCAAUCCAUAUGUUAAACAACAUAAUAAGUAAAAUUAGAAGAGCCGCCUGCACUAAAACGAGGACUGUGGAUGAUCUUGUGAAAUUAUACAAAACAGCCAUUAAGAAUAAGAAGAACUGUUCUGAUCCCCAAGGAAAAAUCAAAGCUGUCCUUUUUCAGAGUGGACUCAGUUUUGUUACAGUCGAUUCAGGAUCAUGAUACUUUUAAUCAUUUGGUGACAAUAUGCUAAAAGACUGAGAUUUGUGUCAUUUAAGAGUGUCACUUCACAUAAUACUUCAUGUUCUUUAUCUUAGAACAGCUGACUGGCAGCUCUUCUAAUUUUCAAAUAAAAAUUAAGGAUAAAAGCUAGAAUUUCUUCUCAUAAAUUCACAACUUUAUUCACAUACAUUUAAGAGUCAAAUCUCAAAAUGUGUUUUUUUUCUUCUAUAACAUGGUCUGUCUCUGAUUGAUUGAUUGUGAAAAAUGCAGGGACUUUUUAGCAUCUCACUGCGUGGCUGCAGCUAUGGCAUGACACGGUGUCUGCAGGAGUCUUAUGCAGCAAGACAUUGUCAGCGUUUGUGUAGUGACAGUAAAAUGGCCGUCUUCAGUGCAAAAUAAAGAGAAAAAAUACACGUGUCGUCUCUGGUCUGAGUGCCGUAAAUCGUUUUGUUCCUGGUCCCAACCCGAUCACUGGCUCUUGUUUUCCCUGUUUUCACUUUUCAGAAAUAGCUUAUCUUUAAACAGAUGGGCUCAUUUGCUGUUGCAGAUGACAGGUGACAGGGAGACAUCAGCAGAAACAAGAAAUGUUUUUUUAAAUCUAUUCAAAGGUUUAAAUCUGGAAAAGAGCAGAAAGUUAUUUCUCUAUUACAUAAUUUCAACAUUUGUACCAUUUUAUUUCUUGUUCAAAUCUAGACCACAUUCCUGUUAAAACAAAAACUUUAAAUUCUUCAAUUUUUACCCUCAACGUCACACCAUCUUUAAUUACACUAGCUUUAUUGCAAUGCACUCUCCCUCUUUCGUGCGAUUCAGCAGCAUCCUAAAAGAGGUUCUUUGAGUGUUUUUUUUUUAAAGCUGGUUAUGAAAGACACUGACACCAAAACUGAAUCCCUACAUGAUCUACAAAAACAAACAAGACCAUCACCAGCACGAGAACAAACUCACUUUUAAUGCCUGAAGGUUGAAAAAAACAGAUGUUACACAUGUUUUGGGCUAGAUCAGCAAAGCAACAAGAUGUACUGUUCUGAACCAGAAGUUUUCUCCCAUGCAGGAGCUCUAAAGAGCAGUUUGCUGACUUUGUGCUUAAUUGAAGAGACUAUCAGAGAUAACAGUUUUAUAGCUGUUACAUUUAAUAUGGAUAUGAUUUUAACAGACAAUCCAGUGCUGCAUGUUAAGACCAACAAGUUCACUAUCUUUAAUCUCUUACAGAUUACACUCAAGAUGAGAAGGCCCUGAAAGGAGUAUGUGAUUGCACCCAAGGUUGGUUCACAUCCCCUCACACUAAACUAAUGCUCCUGUCUCUGCUCAGAUUUUUGUUCUUUAUCUUGUAUCUGAUGCUUUGUAGCUGCAUAUCCGGCAUGUAAUAGCACGAUUGUUCGAUCCCUGACUAUCCCCCUUUGUUUUCUUCUUUUUCACGGUGCUCAUUGGUUCCAUCUGACACAAACACACUGCCCCCUUUGUGAUUGAGAGAAUUGCAUUAUUGGGCACUGAAAUUAAGAUUUACUGGUCUUUAUAAGAUUCCUGCUCUGGGGCACAUAAAACCAGGCAUUUGUUGUUCAAAGGGAGAGCUCUUAAUUAAAUGUUUGAUGUGUACACACUCUGAGGGAAGCAGAUGUUUCCAGGAUUUAAUCACACCACCUACGCUUACCUCUCUAACUAUAGGAAAGACAAAGCAGAUGGAUAAUUGAAAAAGUGAUGAGGAUACCUGUUGGCUAGGAUACAAGGAUACAAAUGCAUUUGUCAAGGCAGUGCUACACCUUCCUCAUGCAGAAAUACUAACACUGAGGCAGAAUAGCUCUGAUAUCACAGCACUUUCAUAUUUUGCCCUUUUUUUAUGUGUUUUGCUGCUCUUACAACCUUUUUGUUCUCCUGAUGCCUUGGCGACACAGUGAAGUAGCCGACCGCACAAACAUCCGUCAUUGCCAAGUGGAAAUGCAGCAAAACAAUCCGUCCAGACGGUUUAAAUUUAACCUAAAAAAAAACAUUCUCAUAAUUUCAGGAACUAAAGACGGACAGUUUUCAUCGUCCUUAAAGACUGUUUAUGCCUCUUUUCAGUCACUUCCAGUAAAAUAAAGUCGCAAUUGUAAAGCUUUAUGCAAUUGUUAACUAUUAAUACACUGAAGUUUCAGCGAGCACAGCAGGGGGGAGGCGAGUGUGUGGUUAGUCUGGCCUCAUGCUGUGAAAUAAUAUACAGCCAGACAGAAAAGAGCAGGGCUCAAGCUGUGCCACCAAAAACCCCCAAUUACUUUAUCACAGGGAGCUGGCAGAUCCAGGAAAUAUUCCAGUUUGAACCGGCCUCUAGGGCAUCACAAUGAAAACCAAAUACUGACUCAGUCACCUGAUACACAGUGUUUGCUUUUGUCAGGCUGACAUCUAAACCCAGAACCUGACACAAAGUAAAGAAGGAGUGUUUUUCUACAUCAUUUGAAAGUUGUCUGUCUUUGUGUCUCUCUGCUGCAGUUGUGAAGCCCAGUGGACAUCACCUGAAACUGGCUCUGAAGAUGCAAAACUUUGCGAAAGCCAUGUUCAAGCCCAUGAGGUGAGGGCUGAACCCACAUUUUUGGAGUCCUUUCUAUAUAUCAUGGUAGUUUUUAUGUCAGAGCAAAGUGGGUGAGGCACAUAGAGGGUGUCAAACAUAGAGGUCGUCUCAAUGAGGUGACCAAUGGGUAUCCAAAGGAGGUUGUAAACAUAGAUUUAAGCAUGUAGAAGCAGUAUGCACUGCUGGUGUUUAUGGGGGUAAUACAUUAAAGCAGCUGCCAUACUGACGAGAGGGCGCCUAUGUAAGUCUGUAACAACAGCAGCGUAUAACAACUGUGAGAAAAAGGAAAUGAAGCCAACACAAAGUCACGCAUGAUCUUAUAGACUCAUGUUUUCAAAGACUACAGCUUUGAUUCUUUCAUUAUCGCACCAUUGAGAUAUGUAUGUCUCAAACAGAGAUUUCAUACAUGAUGCGAGGUGACUAGGUUGUUUUGACACCUUCAAAGAGCAGUCCAGUUUUACUCAAAUGUUGUUUCUAAUUGUGUAAAAUAUCCCCAAAAACACAAGCAUGGCUAAAAUAUUAAUGUCACUGGCCUUGAUAGGUUAAAGUUAAAACCAGCAAACAGUGAGCUUUACCUAUCUGACUUAACAAGCAGCUGCAUUCACAUCUUCAGUCAAGUUGGGUGUUCAACUCUGAGGCCUGAUGUGGCUCUUUGAGGAACUACAGUUUGACAUACUGGUUUUGUAUUUUAACUCUGGAGGGAGGUUGAGGUUUGGUUUAGAGUAACCUGAAAACUAGAAUUAUGGUGUUGCUAUAACUUAAAAUUAGCCCUUAGUAUCCAAAUAGGGAUGAUAAGGUACAAAGGCCCUCUAUGUGCUCUAUCCCACUGUGACAGAGGAGAACAAGUCAUAGUCAAAAAGUCCUCUAAACAUGAAAUUUAAGAUUUUGUCAUAUUUAAGUGAAUUUCCUCAGGUCAGGUCCUGAGUUAAUUUAUGUCAGGCUAAAUCAUCUGGUGUUGGUUAAAAUGAGGGUAUUUGGUGCGUUGAUUAUACACUACAGACUGCUCAUACUGACGGCUUGAUCACUGUGUUUGUCAUGACUCUGCGCGUGGGUGCGUGUGUGUGUGUGUGUGUGUGUGUGUGUGUGUGUGUGUGUGUGUGUGUGUGUGUGUGUGUGUGUGUGUCAGGCAGCAGAGGGAUGACGAGACACCCGAGGACCUCUUCUACUUUGUUGAUUUCCAGAGACAUAAUGCAGAGAUCGCUGCUUUCCACUUGGACAGGUACAAAAUUGAUGUCUUCAAUUUUUAAAGUUGUUUUUUCUCUUUUAUCAUCAUCUUAGUAAAACUCUCCAGUAUUUUAGUCAGUGAUAGCAUUUUUUAAUUAGUUAUCAUUGUGCACACUUGUAAUCUGAGUGCUCCCUAUUAUGCUCUUUCUUUUAAAGUAAACUAAAUAGUCAAUGGAAAUCAGUUUUAAAGAGUGCCACAUUGACUUCGUUAACGUAACUUUGAGAAUUCUGGUUUUAGUCGUACCUCAGCUCUAAUCACAUCAAGCAAGUGUUAAACAUGUCCUCAACUCUAGCCUGUGUUAGCCUGUCACUGGGUGAAAUAUGCAGAGGCAAGAAACUUCAUUGUGGCUCCAGUGGGAGGAUGCUUUAAUUGUGGUUGCUGAUUGUUUGUUGAAGAAUCUGGCAUAGCAGGUAACCCAAGCAGAUAGCUGCCAGCGAGGAAGGUGUGACCAUGACGCCACAGUAUCCUGUUUUCUUUCUGAAUUCUUCAGGUUGCAAAAACAACUUUCUAGAAGCUGGGCUUUUCCUGGUUACUAAAAUAUGGAUAUGAGGUAUGACGUUCACAUGCACAAACAUGAAAAAUGGGGGACCUAGGGGGUUUUCACACCUACGUUGUUUGGACCAGACUUUCAGACUUUUCUGUUUAGUGCGAACCAAAAUGAUAGGUGUGAAACCUCUCCAGGACCUUGGUCCGGACCAAACAGCUGGACUUUGAUUCGACCAAAAGAAGUGAUCUCGGUCCAGACCAAACUGAACCACAGUCUGGUUCACGCCCAGUGUGAAAGCAUUAUCUUGAAACGUUUGGACCUUUGUACCAAGGACAGGUAAUGACACGAGGAGUAGAGGUAUUCGUUAUUAUGUUUAUGGAGAUUGUCUAAUAACGGGAAAUUUUAUUAUAUUGUAGAUACAGUUUUACCUCACUAUUGACAGCUUAUCUUCUCAAGAGUUUUACUACACAUAGUUUUCUCCCGAGCCGGUGUUGCAGUGACUCGCAGGAUUUCAUGCUUUCUUCUCCUUUCCUGUCAUUGUCGAUAAAGUUGUCAUCUAAUGAUCAAAUUCAUGAGACUUCCUUGAACCAGCCUGAUGUACAGAUCUUUAAGUUGUCACUGUUGGAGGUAGAAGAUCAAAAAUAGUGCGAUGGUGGGAAUGACAAUUUCAUCCAUGUUUACACCAUUCAAGACCCGCGCUUUUCAACUGUUGACCUCAAAUGCUCGGCGGCUUAAUGACCAAUCAAUGUAACUACAGAGACACGUAAAGCACAAAGUUGAUGACAAUAUCACAUUGGUUCAUCAUGUAAAGUCUGUUAGUCCGUUUGCAAUAAUAAGAGUGUGAAACCUAAACAGACCGAACCAAAUGUAUACAAUGUAACAAAAACACAGAGCUUGGUUCAGACCUUGGUCCGAACUUUCAGGUGUGAAAACACCCUUAAGAAUCAGGAUACUGGAGUCCAUGUAAACAAAUCUGCUGAUAUGACCAUGAACACCGGUGUAACCAACUCUGUGGAGCAAGCACAACUUUGGGGAGUGUUGGUCAAUUCACUUUUUUUUUUUCUCUUGAUCAAAAUAUUUUUUGUUGGCUCUGCUCAUGCAAGUGUCGUUAUCAACUCAUGUCUGAUUUGUAACUUGUUAAAACUCCCUACAGUAGCUUUAAGUGUCCAAAGAUAUCCCAGUUGGAUGUUUCUACAAUGAAGAGAAGCAACAGCCAAUCCAAAAAUCCUAAAUAGUCUAAGAGCCAUAAAUCAAGUGCAAAGAAAUAAACCAGCCAGCCUACACAUAGAUUGCAACACGUUACCCAGCCCAUGAUUUCCAAACUAGCUGAUCAGCACAACCCACAGACUGUAGACAAACACAGGAACACACACGUCUUUUUGUAAUCGCACAUAAGCCAAAGUGAGGUGAUUCAUUCUGAACAGCAGUCAUCUGUGCUAGACUGUGUCAUUAAGUAGCCACACACCAUAAUUCACUCGGGGAGAGAUGUCAACAGCUCAAUCACUAUAUUUACACGGCUAUUCUGAGUAUUUUCUCCUAUUUGAAUCAUAUUUUAACCUUUAAAAUAUGAGAAACAGAUGAGACAUCAUAGCUUCUUCUACCACCAAACACAUAGGAAAAACUGUCUGCUUCUUCUAAUGCAUGGUGGUGUGUUUUUAAUCUGUGGCAGAGUGUUGUCUCUCUCUGUUGUGUCUGUGGUGGCUGCCAGAAGCUCCCAUUAUCAUCGCCAGCAAUCAGUAGUUGAGGGAAAGCCGAGGAUUUGAGAAACCGCCAUUCAGCCUCACACACUGAUUGUUGUGUGAUUGCUGUUUUUGAGUCAUGACUGAAAUAUGGCCCUCAGAGGAACAUAGGCUCUUGGUAGUGUUUUUGAAAGCAGCCAGUUAAAUUAUACGGCGUGGAGACUGACAGUUUGGUUUAUUCAUUAAUCAGAGGGACUAAAAAUGGACCAUGAAGUCCUGUUAAACAAAGUAGAAAGACAGAGAUGAGGAUUCCUCAAACACUGGAGCUUUUUCGCCAUAUUUCAGUGAAUAGAUCAUUCACUAAAAAUGUCAUAAUUGAGCUGUGAGACUUCAAAUUAUGGGGGUUUUCCUCUGACUCUCUCAAACCUGUUUUUUUAGGAUCCUGGAUUUCAGGAGGGUCCCUCCUGUGUCUGGCAGACUGGUGAACGUCACAGGAGAAGUGCUCCAAGUCACCCAUAACGAAGACCUGCGGGGGGUCUUCUUCACCUCACCUGGUAAAACAAACUACCAGACCCUUUUCAGUGGAUUCUGUUUUUCAGCCAACUUUUGAAAGAAAGCAAACCACUAAAUUAAAGGCAGCAUUUAUUUGGUUGUCUCGAAUGAUAGUUUACCCUAGGUGGAUAUUUUGUGUUAGGGCUGGGCGAUAAAACGAUAAUGAUACAUAUCAAAAAUUUAUUUCCCUCAAUAUCAAUAUAAAACAUGGUCAGUAUGCUUUUUGAUAGUCGGCAAUCUGCCAUGUUUUGGUAGACUAUACGAAUAACCAAUGAAAAGGGGGGUUGCUCCAGGUCCGCUUCGCACUGAACCAAUCAUAUGCUGAAUUGGAACCAUGCAGCAAACAACUGCGUAGUACCAGACUGCAGCUACACACAACCAUAGCAUUUUAACACUUGAAGCCAACAGCACUGCUACCACCAGCAGGUAUGCAGAUAAAGACUCAACAGAUGAUAACAUCGUCGACAACACUGGCAUGAAAACAUUGGUGGUGUGGAGGUAUUUUGGUUUUUUGAGAUCGGACAUGAAGCAGAGCAAUGUGCACUGCAAAUUAUGUCAAGUACAUGUUCUUGCAAAGUCGGGGAAUACCUCAAAUCUUUUUCACUACCUGAAGCAGUGCUAUGUGGCAGAGCACACGCAAUGCAAGAGGUUACAAACCCCGAGCGGCGCAAGGAGCCCAUGGCGCCUGUGCAGCCGACCAUUCAGUCCGCGUUCUCUAGCACAACGCCUUACGACAAAACGUCAAAGAGACACAGAGACCUCACAGAUGCAGUAGCUUACUGUAUUGCACAAGACAUGCUACCAAUAAGCACUGUUAAAUUUCAUUUUUUAUAUUGUGAUAUAAAUCGAUAGAUUAAUAUGAAAAAAAAAUAUUGUGAUAAACUUUUUCACAUAUCGCCCAGCCCUAUUUUGUGCUGGUUUUAAGCUCCUGUAACAAAAAAUGUAAAUGUCCACCUGCUCUAGACUUUCUAUUUUUAAUACCUGUUUGAUGUCUGUGUAUCUAUAAUACUCAUCAGAACUUAUCCAAAGGGAAAACUCAGUUCAAAUUCCAGUAUUUGUUUCCCUCACUCAGCCAACAACACUUGCUUCUUUGCCAAGUGCCUGUAUGUGUGUAAAACGGAGUAUGCUGUGUGUGGAAACCCUGACCUGCUGGAGGGCUCCCUGUCUGCCUACCUGCCUGGGCUCAGCAUCGCCCCCCGAAUCUCCAUCCCCAACCCCUGGAUCCGCUCCUACACCUUCAGCGGACGAGAGGAGUAAGACGUAAACCUCUAUACAGCCAUCAUAUCCUCUUUGAAAGUUUAUUUAAAUAGGAACAUUUUUUUGUUAAAGCAGUUUACUGGGAACAUUGUGACGAGUUAAUAGUUUAAGGAUCAGAGUCUGCAGCUGUAAUCUAACUGUGGUCCAGACAGUUGGUGGUCUUUGGUUUGACCAUAAAUACAAGUUUAAUGAAAGACCUGAGAUCCCUAAACUCUGUUGAUGUGUUGGGUGUUUAUGUCUUUGGUGAAGACUUUUCAAAGUUAGGAAAAAAGGAGAGGAGCGCUUUGUUGUUUCAAUCUAGAUUCAGGAGAGACACAAACACAAUCGAACACAGGCUGCAUGUACAACAUGAACAGAUAAAUUUACAAACUGUGAGUUAAAGCUAAUAUGCACUUACUUUGUAAGAAUGUCACGUGCCAGAGUAAAAACAAAAGGGAAAGGACCCAAAAUGCAGACAGAAAAGGAUCUAUAAAGAACUAAAUGAAAUGCAAGAAAAACUACUUUAAAUGUCCAACUGAAAAAUUCCCAAAGGCAAAAAACACAAGAAACAAAAUCAAAACAAUCAAAAAUCACUGGGGAAAAAUCACAAGGAGACAACAGGGGACAGGAGCAGAGACACACAUUAACAUACAAUAAACAAACUAAGAACCAGGGGAAGACAGGGACUAUAUACACACAGUCAAACAAGCAACAGGUGAGGCAGACGAGCAACAGGUGAAACUCAUGGGUGAUUAACGAAGGAGGGAAAACAAGGGAAGUAAAACCAGACUAGAAACACAGGGAAUCAACUACAACAAAAUGAAAUAGGAAACACUAAAAGCUGAUCUAAAGAAUAAAACACUGAGAACAGGAGGGAAACAGGGUCAAACACAAACUGAAAACUCACAAGACAGGAUCACAGGAACACUAGGGAACAGAAAUACAAAGAAAAAAAAAACACAGAAAAUACACUCAAGUAACAAAACUAGGGAAAAACUAAAUGAACAGAACAUAUCAUGACAAAUGAACAGUUUUAUUCCACUUUGGAAAAUGUUUUUUUUUUUCUGUUUUUUGCUGAUACAGUCCUUCUCGUAGUGCUGUUGUUUGGUUAUGUGUCAAGCAAAAUAAGGGUAGUUUCACACAGCCUUUUUCCCUUACAUAAAUAAGUAUGAACUCUGAUGGUUAUAAAAUUCAAACAUGUUCUGAAUUGGCAUUUUUUUUUUCGGUCUCCUUCUAAAGGUGGGAGGUGAAUCCGUUCUUCUGCGACACCAUAAAGCAGAUGUAUCCGUAUAAUGCCGGCAACAGGCUGUUGAACAUUAUCGACAUGUCCAUCUUUGACUUCCUUAUCGGUGGGUUUUAUGAACUGUCCAUGAGAUCACCAGAGCUUUUAUUGUCUCAGAUAACUUUUCAAUAAAUCUCUGCUGUAUUUUACAGGCAACAUGGAUAGACAUCACUACGAGAUUUUUACCAAAUUUGGGGAUGAAGGAUUUGUUCUCCACUUGGACAAUGCCAGAGGGUGAGAUGCAGACGUUACAGAAGAUUACGUCAUUAUAGAUUUAUGUUUGUGUUUUUAUUCUCAUCUCAUUUUUGGGGUUUUAGGUUUGGAAAACACUCUCACGAUGAAAUGUCCAUCCUGGCUCCUUUGUCUCAGUGCUGCAUGUAAGUGUCAGGUUAGAAAGUCUCUCCAUGGGACCGUGGGUUUUAAAUGAAUAUCUGGAGCUUUUCUAUGGUGGCCCUGAAGGCCAAAAAUCAUUUGCAAUUGAAACAUUGUGAUAUAUAAAAGGUUGAUGUUAGUUGUGGUGUUUUUUAGAUGUUUCUUACAAUGCUUUUUUCACGAGGUUGAUUGUUUCUGUCAAAUGUUGUAUUUUGACCUUCAGGGCUACUGUAUUUUUGAACAACAUUAACCUUUAUGCCUCCACCUUCAGGAUAAAACGCUCCACUCUGAGGCGUCUCCAACUUCUGACUCGGCGCGACUACAGGCUCAGCGACGUGAUGAGGGAGUCCCUGCAGGGAGACCCCUUACAUCCGAUCCUAACAGAACCCCACCUCUUAGCUCUGGACCGCAGGUUACAGAAAGUCCUCCGGGUGGUGCAGCGCUGUGUGAGGCGGCUGGGUGAUGACGAGGUGAUCACCAGUGACUUUGCAAAAUCCACAUCAAAACCUCAGACUGUGACAGAGACAACACAGGUCAGGUAGCAGAGGGAUGAAGAGUCACUGCUCCUCCUCCUCCUCCUCUUUGUAGCUGCUCUGUGUGGAACAUGAAGACUCCAGAAGAUGAAACUCAGAUGGUUUCGAUUUCAGGAACAAGCCAUACAUGGAAGACGCUGUGAAAUGUUCAGAGGAGAGAAGGAAGGAACCUCUUUGUGCAGGUUCAGAGUAUGAAUCAUCGUAGACUUUGAAAACCCAUCCCAGAGGGAGCCAUACUUUUACGUCCUUUUGUUUCUCUCAUGCUCGUAAAUUCCUCCGAGGGUGCGUUUAAUGACUCUUUACAUGUGCACCUGCAACACCAAGCUGGUUUGUGAGAGAUUAAUUUAUUUUAAGACCCUUUAGGAAACAGCUGGACUCCAAAUUUUGCAGAGAAAUCAGCUAGAAUGUCAGCUAAAGAAAAGGAGAUCAAAUCAGAGAGAGCUGAGAUGCACUGGAUCAGUUUUUCAAAAUAAAUGUUGGUGAUUCUUUUAGGAUUGCUGUGUCUAUUUAUAUUAAACUAAUAAAUGAAAGUUUUAAGCAACAGCA
Messenger RNA from Xyrichtys novacula (pearly razorfish), 14255 nucleotides. NCBI's taxonomy places the organism in Eukaryota, Metazoa, Chordata, Actinopteri, Labriformes, Labridae. The record is from the annotation of a GenBank genome assembly.